AGGUUUUAAUCAGUUGCUUCGUUCUGGAGGCAUACUCUCGUCCGUCAAACAAUGAGUCGACGACCUCGUUGAACGAGGAGCCUACGGAAAAAUUCACUGAUGAAAUGGAAAAUGUAGACAAACGCAAUGAAAGAACUCUAGAAGAUCAAAUAAAAACAUCAUACACUCAACCUGAGGGAGGCAUCACUAGAGAUAUAUUACAGAAAAUAAAAGAAAUCAACCAGGGAUUACAGAAACCAAAACGGCAUCAAAUAAAUUACAACACCCAACCUUAUGGUGGAGGGUACAUAUUAGAUAAGGCUAUCUUGGAGAAAAUUCAACAAAUAAUAGCUGCCGGAAAACUUAAUGGAUUGUCCGGACAACAGAAAGUGUCUAUUCACGAAGAAAGUAACUCGUUAAAUGAUGACAUCGCAAGAUACGAAAACGCAAGGGCUUUGCCUUACGUGCAGCCAGGUCUUACCAAUAAUGUACUGGGAAAUCAAGCUGUAGGGUAUAUGCCUCUUCCAUACGUAACGAGCUUGCCAGUUGUGGUAAUGCCUUCGGCUAACGGAGUUUACGGUACACCUGCUACAAAUGAUCUCAAUUCUCUAAAUGCCAAUUAUUUAAGACAAGUACCAUCAUUGCCAUUUCAAGUCCCAUGGCCCCUUGCUCCAUUUUUUCCUAUUCUCUUAAAAGAUCCUCUUUUACAUUACCUACAGGGAGGAAGUUGGGAGAAUCUCUUGGAAUAUGGACAGUCUGCUGAUGUAUGUAACAGAAGACAAAAAUCUUCAGAGACAGGCAAUAUACAGCCGGAGAUUUCAAUAGAUGAAAUUGAUGAUAGUGACAAUUCGAUUUCACUAGAUCCAGUAAAUGUUGUUAGCUCAAGACAAGGCAGAAAAAUAAAGAAACGAACAAUUUCAAAAUCAGCUCCGAUCCAGAAAAUUGAUGCUGAUAAAGAUGUAACAAAACUGUUUACACAAAAACCUCUAGGAGUUAAAAAACCAGUGAAAAAAGAAGAUCCGCCUAUUCAAGAUACGAAAACAAAUAGCGACAAUGAAGGCGAUUUGAGAUUUCCGUUUGGAGAUUUUAACUGGUUUGGAAACAGAAAACCUGUGGCUCCUAGUCCUGGAUUUUUCAUUAAUAGACUGAAGGUCAGAAGAGGUGGAGUAGCGAUUGCGGGGCCUGGAGGUGUCGCAACAGCUGGGAGAGGAGGUACUGCCAUCGUUGGUCCUGGUGGACUAGCCUAUACUCAGCCUGGGGGACUAGCAGUCGCCGGGCCAGCUGCAAGAAUCGUCGCUUUAGCUCCAGAUGCAGAUCUCAACUCUGUGGUGACCCGCCUGCAACAACAAUCAGCAACAGAUGGACCUUGGAAAUGGAGACGAUACCAUAGAGAGGAGAACUGGUUCAAUUCAGGAGCGGAUGAAUACCAUUACAAUGGACUAGACUUUAAUGAAGGAAAACCGCGGUUUGAUGCUACAAAAUUCACAAUAUACGUGAAACCAAGCGCGCAAGCCUUGAGUGGACAAGGAGUGGCUAUAGCGAACCCUGUCUCUAAGGUUGUGUUGGCUAAAGGCAAUACAGCGACAAUCAUACAUACUCCUUCGGCUUCGGCUGUUGCUGGUCCAGGGGGUAUUGCCCAUGCUCAAUCUGACCUCGUGCAAUACUUACCUUUCUACGGCGGAGCGAAAGGCCAAUAUCUUGAAAUAAGGCAGAACAACAGAGGCAACAUCAUUAGUGAAAAGAUUGUUUCAGAAGAAAACAUAAGCAGCGAAAACAUUAUCAAGAAUACCGAUGAAAAUCUUCUUUCAAAGGUGUUGGGAGCUAAUUUGCAAAGCCUGCAAACGUUAUCUAACAGUGUCUUGAAGCUACACAAUCUUGGAAGAAAGACCGGAGGUUUAAGUACUAGCGAUAAAGGUAGAUUUAAAAGUGAAUUAGCGUCUCUUGGAGAAACGGCAUCAAAUACUAUCAAACUGAUUGAAGAAGUGGGAGAUAACGUGGAUACGCUUUUUAAAAACAAUAUGACGAAACGACAAUACGAACAUUAUGAAGAAAAUGUAAGUAAGAAUGUGGGUGAAGAAGGCGUUGGGAUUGAUGCUUCUGAGUCUGGUGAGCCUGGUAUACCACUCGAGAUAUUGGAGGGUAGUACCAUUGCUGACGCUAGGCCAGUCGGUCUAGCUGUAAUUGGCGAGAACGGUCUCGCAGCCUCUCGACCUGUUGGGACGGCUGUUGCAUCUUCAGGGAUCGCUAUCGCUCGCCCCGUAGGUACUGCUAUCGCUGGCCUCGACCCAGCCUUGCUCGGCAUCAACUUCCAGGUCAACAACAUGAAAUCUUAGGUCUAAGAUCCUAAGGUCUUCUGUCAAUACGGUAGCAAAGGUACAAACAACCACACGACGCGCUAUACAAAAACCAGUUUAAAUAGGUCUUGUCAAAUCUAGUUUUGCUAUGGUCGUUAACGGUGUCAAAAGUGUUAGCUUAUACUAGAAAACUACCAACGCUGUGUGUGCCAUGCGUACAGUACAUUAUUUUUAUCUAAUAAAACUAUUGUAGCACCAGCACGACAGGGCGCGACUUGCGCGUAAAGCGACAUUACUAUAUCUCUUUUAUGUCGAUUCACGCGCGAAUUACGCCAUGUCGAACUAGUGCUGCUGGUAACAAAGCUGUGAACAAUCCAUAUGAUGUACCAUGUAUAGUGUACAAUAGCUACAGCCCCCAGUAUACCUUGUUGGUUAAACCUUUAAAAUCCUUUGCCUUCGAAUUGCCCGUUAGAUCUCUGUGUAAAAGAUUUGAAAAACUUAAUUUCAAAGUCAUAACAGAACGACUGAAGUAGGUAAUAAUAGU
Molecule: messenger RNA, 2817 nt
Organism: Hyposmocoma kahamanoa
Lineage: Eukaryota; Metazoa; Arthropoda; Insecta; Lepidoptera; Cosmopterigidae
Exons: 6
Coding region: 105-2312 (735 amino acids)
Source: RefSeq, a predicted model, not a curated record